Messenger RNA from Telopea speciosissima, 4378 nucleotides. Its product is annotated as probable phospholipid-transporting ATPase 4. Lineage: Eukaryota; Viridiplantae; Streptophyta; Magnoliopsida; Proteales; Proteaceae. The transcript is spliced from 11 exons. Gene Ontology annotation, cellular component: plasma membrane. Gene Ontology annotation, biological process: phospholipid translocation. The record is from RefSeq and is a predicted model, not a curated record. Bases 405 to 4130 code for a protein of 1241 amino acids. Gene Ontology annotation, molecular function: ATP hydrolysis activity; ATP binding; magnesium ion binding.
UGACCGACCGGGAAAUCCUGUAAUUGAUUUUGACGAGAAAGCGGGCUCUUGUGAAACCCUUCUCUCUCUUUCUCGCUCUCUCUGUAAUUUGGAUCUGGAAGCUAGUGUUGAUCUCAUUGGAAGACCUUUAAUGUCGAUACGUAGCUUCUUCUCUUGAAGAGUUGCUAGAGGCCUUCACGUUUGCGCUUUCUGUUAUGGCUACAGGUUAUUCUUUGCUGCAUUUUGUCCCUCCCAUGCUCAGCAAGUUAUUGUUUGCUCCGGCCUACGUAAUUUUGUUUUGAUGGAAAGAUAUUUGGGGAAGAAACACCUGUGGUUUCUGCAGGUCCUGAUUAUGAGCUUUGGCUUUUCAUAUGGAUUCCUAUUGAACUUACUCCAGCUGACCUGAAAAAUAAAAAAUAAAAAAAAUGUCACCAGCUGGCAGAAUUAGGGGGAAGCUCCGAUGGAGCAAUCUCUACUCAUUCGCUUGCUUUCGUCCGACUGUUUUAGAGUCGGAGGGCCUCCAUCCCCUUGGGGGCCCUGGUUUCUCACGGGUCAUAUACUGCAACCAACCUCGUGUGCACCAGAGAAAGCCUCUAAAAUACCCAACGAAUUAUAUAUCCACCACAAAAUACAAUAUCAUCACUUUCCUACCCAAGGCAAUCUUUGAGCAGUUUCGGCGGGUGGCAAACCUCUACUUUCUAAUGGCUGCAAUUCUGUCACUCACACCCGUUGCUCCAUUCUCUGCUGUAAGUAUGAUCGCUCCACUGGCCUUUGUCGUCGGUCUCAGUAUGGCAAAGGAAGCUUUGGAAGAUUGGCGUCGAUUUAUGCAGGAUAUGAAGGUCAAUUCCCGAAAAAUUAGGCUUCAUAAAGGCAAUGGUACAUUUGGUUACAAACCCUGGCAGAAGGUUCGAGUUGGAGAUAUUGUAAAAGUCGAGAAGGAUCAGUUCUUCCCUGCAGAUUUGCUUCUGCUGUCAUCGAGCUAUGAAGAUGGGAUUUGCUAUGUGGAGACUAUGAAUUUGGAUGGUGAGACAAACCUUAAAGUGAAGAGAUCUUUGGAGGUAACAUUGCCCUUGGAGGAAGAUGCAGCUUUCAAGGAUUUUACAGGAAUAAUCAGAUGUGAAGACCCCAAUCCUAACCUCUACACUUUUGUGGGUAAUCUCGAGUAUGACCGUCAGGUCUAUGCUCUUGACCCUAGUCAGAUUCUUCUUCGAGAUUCUAAGCUCAGAAAUACUGCUUAUGUGUAUGGGGUGGUAGUAUUCACUGGCCAUGACAGCAAAGUCAUGCAGAAUUCAACAAGAUCCCCCUCCAAAAGGAGCCGAAUUGAAAGGAAAAUGGAUUACAUCAUCUACUUCCUUUUUACCCUGCUUGUUUUAAUCUCAUUGAUCAGCUCUAUAGGCUUUGCUGUGAAGACGAAGUAUGAUAUGCCAAACGCAUGGUACUUGCAACCUAAGAAUACCACAAAUUUGUAUGAUCCAUCAAGGCCCGCAUUGUCAGGCAUAUUUCAUCUGGUCACUGCUCUUAUCCUCUAUGGAUAUUUAAUUCCCAUUUCACUCUAUGUUUCAAUUGAGGUAGUUAAGGUUUUGCAAGCAAUGUUCAUUAACCAAGACUUGCACAUGUAUGAUGAGGAGAGUGGGAAUCCUGCACUAGCACGAACAUCAAAUUUGAAUGAAGAGCUAGGUCAGGUUGACACAAUCCUCUCAGAUAAGACUGGAACUUUGACGUGCAAUCAGAUGGAUUUCCUGAAGUGUUCCAUUGCUGGUGUUUCUUAUGGCAUGCGUUCCAGUGAGGUCGAAAUUGCUGCAGCAAAGCAGAUGGCUUCUGACCUUGAUGGGGAGAAUUCAGAAAUUUCUGGCAUGCCUAUGCACAAUAGCAGAAUUGAGGAUCCUUGGGAUAACAGUGGAGUUGGUUUUGCAGGGUCAGAGAUUGAACUAGAGACUGUUGUUACUUCUAAUGAUGAAAACGAGCCAAAACCUAUGAUAAAGGGAUUCAGUUUUGAGGACAGCCGCCUCAUGAAUGGAAAUUGGUUGAAAGAACCCAACACAGAUAUCAUUUUGUUAUUCUUUCGAAUAUUGGCUAUUUGUCACACUGCAAUUCCUGAGCCUAAUGAGGAAACUGGCAGUUUCAAUUAUGAAGCAGAAUCACCAGAUGAAGGAGCUUUUCUUCUUGCGGCUAGGGAGUUUGGAUUUGAGUUCUGCAGACGGACUCAAAUGAGUGUUUUCAUCCGAGAAAGAUAUUCUUCUGGGAGCCCAAUUGAGAGGGAGUUCAAAGUCCUAAAUCUAUUGGAAUUCAAUAGCAAACGAAAGAGAAUGUCUGUAAUUGUCAAAGAUGAGGAUGGGCAGAUCCUUCUUCUGUGUAAAGGUGCAGACAGCAUAAUUUUUGAUCGCCUUGCCAAAAAUGGAAGAAUGUUUGAGGAGCAUACAAGUAGGCAUUUAAAUGAAUAUGGAGAAUCAGGGUUGCGGACAUUGGCACUUGCGUACAAAAAACUUGAAGAGCCUGAGUAUACUGCCUGGAACAGUGAGUUUCUCAAAGCAAAAACUACUAUAGGUUCUGACAGAGACGCCAUGCUUGAACGGGUUUCAGAUAUGAUGGAGAAGGAUCUGAUUCUCGUUGGUGCUACAGCUGUAGAGGACAAACUACAGAAAGGGGUGCCUCAGUGCAUAGAUAAACUAGCACAAGCUGGUCUCAAGAUCUGGGUUCUGACAGGCGAUAAGAUGGAAACUGCAAUCAACAUAGGAUAUGCAUGCAGUCUACUCCGUCAGGGCAUGAAGCAGAUCUCCAUAACAACAAUGAACACAGAUUUGUUAGCCCAAGAUGCCAAGAAGGCUUUUUUCUUAUCUUUGGUUCCUGAGCAGGCUGUGAAAGAAAACGUUUUGAUGCAAGUCACAAAUGCUUCACAAAUGAUUAAUCUGGAAAAGGACCCUCAUGCUGCCUUUGCUUUAGUUAUUGAUGGGAAAACUUUAGCCUAUGCUUUAGAGGAUGAUAUGAAGCAUCUAUUUCUGAGUUUAGCUGUUACCUGUGCGUCUGUCAUAUGCUGCCGGGUCUCACCAAAGCAGAAGGCACUGGUUACAAGGUUGGUAAAAGAGGGAACUGGAAAAACAACUUUAGCAAUUGGUGAUGGUGCUAACGAUGUUGGUAUGAUUCAAGAGGCAGACAUUGGCGUAGGUAUCAGCGGGGUCGAAGGGAUGCAGGCUGUAAUGGCUAGUGACUUUGCCAUUGCACAGUUUCGGUUUUUGGAGCGGCUUUUGGUUGUCCAUGGGCACUGGUGCUAUAAGAGGAUUGCCCAGAUGAUAUGCUAUUUCUUUUACAAGAAUAUAGCCUUUGGCCUCACCCUCUUCUACUUUGAGGCGUACACUGGAUUUUCUGGGCAGUCGGUCUAUGAUGACUGGUAUAUGCUACUGUUCAAUGUCCUCCUUACUUCAUUGCCUGUUAUUACACUAGGAGUUUUUGAGCAAGAUGUUUCGUCUGAAGUCUGCUUACAGUUCCCAGCUCUAUAUCAACAAGGACCUAGAAAUCUGUUCUUUGACUGGUAUAGGAUAUUUGGGUGGAUGGCAAACGGUCUCUAUUCGUCUCUAAUCAUCUUCUUCCUCAAUAUAAACAUCUUCUAUGACCAAGCAUUCCGUGCCGGAGGCCAGACUUCUGACAUGGCUUCUGUAGGAGCCACAAUGUUCACUUGCAUCAUUUGGGCUGUAAACUGCCAGAUUGCACUCACAAUGAGUCACUUUACAUGGAUUCAACAUCUCUUUGUCUGGGGCAGCAUCUGCACGUGGUACAUUUUUCUUGUACUUUACGGCCUGGUCUCACCAAUCUAUUCUGGUAAUGCCUUCCGAAUUCUUGUGGAAGCUCUUGCCCCUGCACCCAUUUAUUGGUCUGUCACCCUCUUGGUUACAAUUGCUUGUAAUCUCCCCUACCUGGCCCACAUAUCAUUCCAAAGAUCUUUCAACCCCAUGGACCAUCAUGUCAUCCAAGAGAUCAAGUAUUACAAGAAAGAUGUUGAGGAUAAACACAUGUGGACAAGGGAACGAUCCAAAGCAAGGCAGGAGACCAAGAUUGGGUUCACAGCGAGGGUGGAUGCCAAGAUCAGGCAUUUGAAAGGCAAGUUGCAUAAGAAGUACUCAUCUCUUGGUGUGCAGAAUGUAAACACAACUUCAUAAGAAUGGGCAGAUCUUUAUUUCAACCUAUUUUUUUUGGUUAGGGUUUCAUGGCUCAUCCUUUUUUUAUUCUCGCCCUCUCUCCAUUGUGGUCCUCCCAUUCAUAUUUCAGUGUUAUUUUUCCAUCCGGGUACGGAGUGUUGGCUCAGGUCCCAUUACAGCAGAGCACUGAAGUUGUCUGUACAAUAUUUAUAAGGUUUGAUGAGUAGAAGCUUAUGAAAAUAGUUGAUAUUUACAGUAGUUUCUAGUUC